GCGCUUAAACGCAGCACCAGAGAGCUGAGGACGCCAGCCAGGGCAGGACUGAGACAAAUAAUCCAAUCAUUAGUCCACUAACAGCGCUGAUGUCUUGGUUCCAGUCUCUGAGGGAUGACUUCACUCUGAGGCCGUUUGAGACUGAACAGACACACAGUGACAGUGCUGCCAUGGCAUCAGGACCCCCAGAUGUGAUGGAGCCUGCUGAGGUGGGGGAAGAGUGCUCAGGAAAGAAGAAGUCCAAGUUCCAGACGUUUAAAAAAUUCUUCGCCAGGAAGAAGAGAAAGGAACCAUCAUCCUCCGGAGCUGAUGCGGGUCUCAAAGCAAGCCAAUCAAGCGACAAUGUCAGCAAAACAUCAGAAAAUAACACACUCACUCGAUCGGAGAAGGAUAAGGGCUCUGGGUCAAAGAUCAGCCUGGGCAGCAAGGCCUUGUCACAUGACUCUGUCUUUGUUUCUGACUCAUCGGAGGCCAACGAGGCUCUGGGGGCGUCUCAGGACAGCAUUCAUGGGAAAGUGAAAUCACUUCAGCUCCAGCUGAAGCAGGCCAUCAGACUGGGGUCUCCUCCAUCCCUGAUGUGUGUGAAGAAGACAGAUGAUGCUGGAACCAUGUCAGAGGAUGAUGGUCUACCUUGCAGUCCACCUGAAUACACAACGCCUAACACAACGCUGAAUCAGGCUCAGAGGAACAGCUCCAUCAGUCUGGAGGGAACAGACAGUGAAGAAGACCAGCUGUCCUGUGCUGCCUCCAGCAGAGCAGUGAGCCCUCUGGUGGUGGUUCCAGGGGACUUCAGUCAGCCGGCCAGUCCCUUUGGCUGUCUGGACAACUCGGCCGCCAAACACAAGAUGGGCCUGAGACAGAAAGCCUGCAACAAGAGGAAACCUGCAAAUAGGCUGGAGCUCAAAGCAGAGAGAGACUCUGUGGUGAAGGAGAUUCUCAACACCUCCUUUCCAGACUCUUUGGAGGAGCGAGAGGAACAGAAGACAAGAGAUGCAAGUGGGGAUGAGCUGAAACUGAAGGUGGAGAAGGAAGAAGAAGAAGUAGAAAAACAAGAAGAGGAGGAGGAGAAAGAGCAACCACAGCAUUCCCGAGAAACCCUGUUGAGAGAUAAGGAGGAGAGGGAGGAGGGAGAGGAUGAGUCGGAAGCUGAACAGGAUGUUUCUCAUGGCCCGGACACUUCCUCUCCUCCAGAGCCGUGUCCCUCAGAGGAGGAAGCCGCAGACGCCCAGCUCUCCUCCAAGCUCGGCUCAAGAGCCUCCUCUCUGGACAGUCCCAGAGCCACGCCAGAGCCCCCUGCUGAUCAGAGAGAGUACCUGCAAGACCCUCCGGGUAUUACCUAUGAAACAGAGGAGACCAGGGAUGAUGAAAACCCAACACUGGAAAAAGGAGGAGAAGUCGUCCAGGAGACUGGGGAGGAGGGGGGCUCCUUCUUACAGGAGGUACUGAGCUCCUUGAAGACGCCCCUUGCACCUUGCUCAUUAGGCGCAGAGACCGAGGCUGUCCUGGAGAUCAAGGAGGAGAAGGACAAAGAAGAAGCGGAGGGAGAAGAAAGAGAAGAGGUGAAGGAAGAGGACACAGAGGUGGAAGAGCCUGUCGGUUAUCAAGCGGCUCCCUCUGGCUCACUCCUGUUGGGUCAGAGCACCGAGGAAGAGGAGGAGGAGGCUGCCACUACUUCCUGUCAAGAUGAUGAAGAAGAGAAUAAAGAUGAGGAAGAAUUGGAGGCAGAGGAAGAACAACAAGAAGUGGAACGGUUCAUUAAACACAGUCAGGAGGACAAAGGAGAAAAAGAGGAGGCUGAGGAAGUCAAACCUGAGGAAGAAAAUGACUUGCUUCAGAGAAAAAUGGACCAACAGGUGGAGGUAGAAGAAGAAGACCAGAGUGAGGGAGAGGAGGAAACAAUGGAGCUGGAGAAAGAGCCAGAGGUGGAGGAGGAGGGGGUGGAGGAAGAGAAGGAGAGAGUUGAAGAGGCAGAAGAAGAGGAGAGGGAUGACGCAGAAGAGAUGAUGGAGAUGUUUCCUGAUGCAGCAGGCGGAGAGGUUCACAGUGUUGCACCAUCGCAGGAGGCAGAUGAAGGUGCGGAUGUUGCUGUUGGAGAUGAUGCUGUCUGUGUCGUGCAACACACAGACGAUGAUGAAAUCCCUGCAGAGCUGGAUGAUCAGGAGUCUGCCACAGUGCAUGAGAGCCAAGCAGCUUCCAACCAAAACUCUGAAGAUGAGAGGAAUGAUGAAGAGAGAGCAGAGGAGGGCGUAGAGAUCGACCACAUGGAACAAAAAUCAGACCAAGAGGAAGAUGUGGAAGCAAACCAAGCUGAUGUCAAUGAAACUGAACCAGAUCUAGAGCAGGAAAGUGUAGAAGAACCAGACUCGAAGCAUGUGGAGAAAGAUCAAAGUGAAGUGAACCAGUCAGCCCCAGAACAAGUUUCCUCAAAGCCUUCUUCUUUGUCUCUUCAGGAGUCACAUUUUGAAACUCAGUCAGAGGAGAGUAUGACCAGCCCCAACACCGCUACCACCACCAUCCACAUAAACCUGGUCUCUCCCAGCUCAGAGAAAGCCGCGUUUUCCUUUCAGCAGUCCCCAACUGCUGCUGAUCCCGAAGUCGCUGAAUCACCUUCUCAUGCUGCAGCAGCAACAGAGCAAAUCACAGCAUCCGCAGAUGAAGAAUCAGCUAACAAAGUGGAAGACGAAGAAGAACAGUCUGAAGAAGACGCUACACCUCCUACAUCUGUGGAGGAAACGGUCAACCAGUCAUCUGGCGGUUCAGAUCAAAGCAAAGUCCGCUUUACCAUCAACUCCGCCUGGCAGAGAUCACUCUCUAUCGAAGAUGCUGAAGACAAUGUGGCCCCUACCUCCUCCCCAACCGCCUGCGUCUCCUCUUCAUCAUCUACCAUCGCAGGAGCUGGAGGUGUGGAUGUGGUGGCUACAGCCAAGAAAGACCCACAAGUGGAAACAGAGCCAGCGAGUUCGGCUAAGGUUGAAUUGGUGUUGAGCCCCGGUAGAGCGAGGAAUGCAGGAAGCACCACUGCCAAACCACAGAGCACUGCAUCACAGGCCCCCGUCAAACCUCCAGCCUCAGCUGCUGCAGCCACAGAAGAGAGCUCUGUGGUAGUGGAGGGAAACCCCGACAGCCCGUUUGGAGUUCGGCUGAGGAAGACAGUGGCUCUGCACCGCUUCAGCUCUGAGGAGGAAAACACAGAGCCUCCCGUCGAGCCACCAGCUCAGCCAACCAGCUGUAAAGUUGAGUCACCGCAGCCAGUCAGUGUUAAGCCCUCCAUAAGUCAGCCAAUCAGCAACAAGCCUGCCCUCCCUAAGAAACCAGAGGUACAUGGAGACAGUGGAGUGAAACCCAAACAUGUCUCAGACUCAGCUGCAGUUCGUGGUGUUUCUGGUGGAUCUGGUUCUCCCAGCUGGAUCUCUGUGGCCAAACAGAAACAGAAGAUCUAUAAAGAAAACUCGCUGGAGGAGAUUACUGUUAAGAAGGAGGAACAAGAGAGGAAGUCGUCGCUGCCAAUGUAUGUCAGCUCAGCUGCAAGUAGGGAGCAGAGCAACAAAACUCCUGAAUCCACCAGCAAAGUGAGUCCGCUGGAGAUCAGUAAACCUUCAGUGUCUGUAGAAAAGGAGACCAGGAGGGCUCUCUCACCUCCAACUCCAGUGCCACCCCAACCUCCAAAAUCCCAGUCUCUCCCCUGCCCUGUCGCUCCAAAACCUCAGCUUCCACCUGCCCCUGCAAAACACCCACCCCCACCUACCCCAGCCCAACGAUCCCUCUCCCCUCCUACUCCUGUUCCUGUUCCCCAAAAACCUCCGUCUUGCACAAGUCCAACAUCUCUCGCCAAAACUGCCACCUCAUCCAAGACACCACAGGCCCAGAGCACAACACUCACCUCCCCUCCUUUCUCAUCGAGAACCGCCUCGCCACAGUCUGGUUCAAGAGCUCCAGCGCUUUCGGGCCAGACACCGUCCACCCAGCGAGGCCUACCUCCCCCAGAUUCACCCCAGGAUGAGCCACCCUGGAUGGCUCUGGCCAAGAAGAAGGCCAAAGCCUGGAGUGAGAUGCCUCAGAUAGUCCAGUGAUGGGCGCAAAGUGUUGAGGAAGGUCUAGUACACUGGCCCAAGGUGGCUCAAAAAAGGCCCAAUGGGGUCAGAUCUGAAAAGAGGUUGGAGUGAUGCCCAAGUGGGCCAAAAGUCUGGAUGGACCAGAAUGCAUUUGCACACAAAGAGAUGUUGUUUUUGUUGUUUUCUUACUUCCUGGUUUCUAUUCUGGCUUCAGGCGUCAGAUUGGUGCAAACUCACCAAUCAAACAGCCAAAGUCAGGCCCAGUUUAACCCCCUCCUUCUUUAUGUCCUUAUGUUGAAAAGUUUGUCAUGUUUUCUAAUCAACAGAUCAGGACCCCAAAACUUAAUGUCUUACUUGAAGGUGGAUCCACACAUUUCUACAGUUUUAGUAUGAGGUGCCUGAAAAGGUUUAAGUAACACAUGUGAUAUCACUUAACAUUUCACACAGUAAAAGGAAGGAGACAUUAUUUUAUAAAGAUACUUUAUUCACAGUAAAUUGGUUAAGAAUGAGGAUACAGAUGCAAAGUAAAUCUUGGGGUUAGAGAUUCUUUGUUUUGUCUUAAGAAUGAGCGUUGUCUGUCAGUCAGUCUCAGUGUGUAUGUGUGUUUAUUUUAUGGCAGUGACGCACGCUCACAAUUUGAGGUAUGAGGAAAAUAUUGUCUCUCCAUGACUGGAGAGUAAAAUGGGACAACAUCCAAGUUAAGCUGAAGAGAAAUGUGCUGGAGUUUUGCUGAAAAUUUGCUGAUCCACUUUUCUUCAAAGUGCUGUCUGUGUAUCAAGUUCUUUAGACAAAUAUAUUUCUUGUUACAUGAUCCACAGACACUAAACUAAUGAUGUUUAAUGUGUUUGCGAGUGCUGAGUGUAUCGAGCAUCUUUCAGGUUGUCAAUGUAAAUUACAUUUUUAAUUUUCUCUUGAUAUUUUGAAUACAUAACAGAUUAUCUGCCAGCGUCCUACAGAAAUCUAUGAUCUCCAAACUAUCAUCACACCGACGUUAGUCUCUUUUUAAUAUUUUUUUUACUGCAUCAUCAUGUUGGCAGCCUGGUCCUGGUUGUUAUGAAACAUUUUCCAGUUACAACCAAACAUGUAAAGGAGACAGAAAUCAAUAUACAGCUACAGUAAUCAGUCAUUUGGAGAUUGGUUUGCUGCAGGAUGCAAAGCAUCACUAAAGGAAAAUGAGUUUCACAGUUGAAAGUUGUCUUUGUAUCAAUUAAAUCUUAUCUAUCUCACAGUAACUAUAUAUGUUUUAUGCAUUUGUUUUAUUUUGUAUUGCCUUUUGAGAAUUUGUCUUGUACAUAAAAUGUGCAGUAAAUAACAAAUGAAAUCA
Molecule: messenger RNA, 5376 nt
Organism: Thunnus maccoyii (southern bluefin tuna)
Lineage: Eukaryota; Metazoa; Chordata; Actinopteri; Scombriformes; Scombridae
Exons: 17
Coding region: 90-4070 (1326 amino acids)
Source: RefSeq, a predicted model, not a curated record